GCAAAGAACGAGUAAGAAACUUGUUUUACGUGCUCGAUCCCGACAGGGGAACGUCGACACGUUGCCCUUCUGUCACCCACUGGCCUCAGAGUGGGUGAUGGGACGGUAAAGAUGGCGUCUGCGGGAUCUGUGUCUGUGAUUUACAGGAGUAGAUGACGACGGUGAUCCCUUUAUCCCCGUAUGACAGCACCGUUUCUACAAUGUACAACUAAAGUAACAGUCGGAAAGGAUUUCUCAAUCUUCAGAGUGCGUGUAUAGAAAGAAGUCAAACACAAAAACAAAGCAACCCAUGGAGGACAUCAACUCCAACAUUAACGCAGACUUGGAGGUGCGGAAGCUGCAGGACUUGGUGAAGAAGCUAGAGAGACAGAAUGAGCAGCUUCGGACCAGGUCCACUCAGCUUACCUCAUCGGGUGGGGUGUCAGCAAGUUCAAGACCCUCCAGCAGCGGCCCCGAACUGCCCCAGUCGCCGGCGGGGUUUCGUGGGGUGGGGUUCGGAGAGGCAAGAGGUUUAGGGGCGUUCGGAAACCCGUCCGUGGAUGAUAUAGGGUACUUUGGGAGGGCAGGUGUGGGCGAUUUGGCCGCCGCUGGCUCAUUGUUCGGGGGGGCCGGGGAUUUUGGCGAAGAAGGAGAGACAACUAUCCUGGACGAGGUGGAAAUCCUGAGUUUGGAAGACACCGGUUGUCUCGACGAAGCGGAGGACAGCUGGUUGCAUCAAUCACCAAAGAAGAAUCCCACCUCAUUGCGGAAGGCUGUUAGUCCACUGGCCUGGUGCAGACAGGUGCUGGAUCAUCCAAGUCCUGAUGUAGAAUCAAGAAAAAGAUCAUUAAUACACAGGCUCGAACAAACCAUGUCAGCAAACAAGAGGAGAAGUCUCUAUGGCAGUUCAUACAACACAACAGCUGGUUACUCGAGCCCUUACAGUCCCAACACAGGGAAUAGCCCGUACAGCAGCGGCUUCAACUCCCCUUCCUCCACCCCACUGAGGAUUCCCAUUGUGAAGCAGCUGGUGUUGCCAGGCAGUUCAGGUAAUUACAAAAGCUCUACUGAAAGGAACCCUCCCAUCAGUCCUCAGUCCUCGGUGGACAGUGAGCUGAGCACCUCGGAGAUGGACGAGGAUUCGGUUGGGUCCGGGUACAAGCUGAACGACGUCACAGACGUGCAGAUUCUAGCAAGAAUGCAGGAGGAAAGUCUCAGGCAGGAGUAUGCUGCCACAGCAUCACGUCGUAGUUCAGGCUCCUCUUGUCACUCCCUCCGGCGAGGCACCUACAGUGACCAGGAGCUAGACGCCCACAGCCUGGAAGACGAAGAGGAGGCCGUCCACCCCGCCUUCCACACCCCCAUCAAUCGCUUCUCCCCGUCACCCCGACACUCCCCACGUCCAUCUCCCCGACACUCCCCCCGCAACUCCCCACGUUCCCGCUCCCCGGCACGGUCCCUAGAGUACAGCCGUGCCUCUCCACAGCCAGGCAUCAGCCGGUUGCAGCAACCACGCCUCUCCUUACAAGGACAUGCCCCUGACAUACAGACUAGUUCUGUCAAGAACGAAGAAAAGCUAAGGCGUAGUCUUCCCAACCUCUCCAGGACAUCUGGUGUCCAGGCAGCAGAGCCUGUCAAAAACAGCAGAAGUUUCGACUCAGAUCUUCAAGUGCCAAAUGGUGGAGCAUCUCGACUUCAACAGCUGCCCUCAGCCACUUUGAAAAGGCACAUAAACAUGCCUUGUUCUUCCCUGAAAGCCAAACCGCUUCUUCAAAGUCCAGCUUCCAAAAGAGUACCUUCCCCCAGCAAACUGAGACCUCCUGCAGCUCCAUCCCCCCUUUCCUUGCGGCAGCCCAUCAAAGCGAUGCUGAACCCUGGGACCUCUUCCCCCACUCCUGCAGGAGCCCCUACCACCCCCACCCGAUCCAUCGGGUCCCGCAGCGGACUCCCGCGGCCCAGCAACUCGGCUGGAGGGGGAGGAGGAGGACUACCAGUGCCUCGCAGUAAACUUGCACAGCCUGUUCGAAGGUCAUUGCCAGCUCCCAAGACAUAUGGUGGUAUGAAAGAUGAAAGCUGGAAAGAAGGCUGCUACUGAACGAGAGACCAUGAAGAGCUCUUAGAAGGCAUUGCUCGCUUCUACAACCUAAGACUUGCGACAGACUGUUCACGUAUGAUUUGCAGGAUUCCUAGAGCUCUGUCAUUUAAUCCGCACAAACUGGCAGAGAUUAUAAAGCCGCACUUUAAUGACAUUCAGAAAUGUUUGUAUUUUUUUGCAUUCAUACAAUCAGUUUCCAUGGAAUUGUAAUUUUUACCCCACCAUACCAUUCAGAACGAUAAAGGCCAGUGUCUGGGAACAAACCCAGUGAAUGCCAAAGAGAAAUGCUGACUUAAAUGAGAACAGUAAAGUCCGGAGGGUUUCAUUCUGCACCUCUAAUCCAGUAUGGCACAUUAAACAAUACAGUACAGGAUUGUGUAUAUUACAUUAUGUUGAAAAGGAGAUCUACUGUACCAUUGCACACAAUAGAAUGGCAAAGAACACUGCAUAAAACCCUUUUUAUAACAAGUCAGUGCAGAAUUGGUGAGUAUUAUGCAAUGGCAACAUUAAUUCUGACCUGUAGCAUUUCAGGGGGGAACUAUAUGUUAGUUGUGUAUUCAACUCAUUCUUUGGUAAGGUUUACAUUGACGUAUCAUCUGAGCGUAUUUUCUAGGGGAUGCCAAAAGGCUUAGGCUUUAUUUCUAGGAUAUUUUGUUUUGGCUCAGGAAAGAGUUACUGGUGUCUUGCCAACUUAUACAUGUUAAGCAGGGCAGGGGACAUUUUUAAGAACAAGUAAAAGUCAGAAACAGGACUUGUCUAUUUAUUCUAUUUUAAACCCAUCACAGUGCUUACACCAUGGAACUGCAUAUUGAAGUUCUGUUAAAACUAUGCACUUGUUUCAUAAUCAUAAGCAUGUGAUUUUGAACCCUGCUGCCUAAUAUAUUGUUGGUACAAUUUAGCGACAUAUCAUGUGGGAAAUGUAUUUGUAACUACAUUAGGACACAGGCACAGUUAUGCUGAAUAUGUUAACCUACAUUGAACUCCUGGUGUGGGGAAAGUUGCCAAGGAGUAGUCGCUUUGUAAACAUUGGAGACUUUUAAUCCUGUUGUAGCAGGACUCCUUUCAUGCAUGAAAAGUGCCUGGCUUGAUUUUAACAUCAUCUUUUUAAUGACCACACCCCACACAUUCAGUCUUAAAACUGCAGAGACAGUUGUGCCUCACUAGCAUGAGGCAUUGAGCAUAGCUGGAAUUAAAUGAAUGCAGUAAAACUGUAACCCAGAUCUAGAGUGCUGUUGUGGAUAUAACUGCAGUUGCUCAAACUGGCAACUUUUUUUAUACUACCAAACACCAACCAAAAACAUGUUUUAUUGUGCUUAUCAUACAGUGUUUUAACAAACAGCUGGUGUCUUGAUUUUACAAGGAACCCACCAAUAAUAAACAGGAGAAUACUAUCUUGUUGCUAAUUAGAACAUAUUCUAUUUUAGUUAUAUGUCAAUAUUUCAGUUUGUAUAAUAUAUUUAUUCAGGUUGCUUAAAGUGUGUUUUUUUUUUUUUUUUUUUGGAAGAUCAAAACCAGAGUAAUAAGAGCCUUGGAUUCAUACACUUCUUAAAUAAACUUUUUAGAAAGGUUCAACCUGUAUAUUUAUAUUUAUUGUUGCAUUGCAGUGACUUUUUGACAGGCAACGCGAGAGCAGCACCAGGGUGGCACUGGAGCGACGCAAAAUAAAUAGGAUUGAACCCUGUUUUUUGCUAUUUGAAACCCGUCAACUAGGGCAUUGAGCAAUCAGAGAACAGCUUCAAUGCACAGGGUCCAGCAGGGUGAAGCAGUAUCCAAAAUUACAGAGGAAAAAAUAAUAUAUGCCGUUGAAAAAAUACCCAGAGCUUUAUGACAAAGGGCAUCACAAUUAUAAAAGAUACAUAUUUGAAAGACAAUAUAUGGGAGUCUAUUUCAGAAGAACUGGAUAAGCCUGGUGUGUAUGAUUUAUUGCCAUAUGUGUUGAAAUACCGUCAGAGAAGACACUCAUCAUGUUGACAGAUAUGUGUACCAGUCUUGAUCAUAGUUUGGUCAAUAGCAAUUUUGAACAGUUGUAUAGAUCUGUCAGUUUUCAAACCUGUCGCAUCACCUCUGUGUCGCUUCAGGUGUGUAUGGUCAUGUCACUGCGAGAGUGUCUCAUCGGCAAUUAAAAAAAAUUGCAUAGUGUCUGGUGUGUGGAGACCUUUAGUUGUGCUAAUUAGUAAUGCAAUAUACCAGUACCACCAACUUGGUCAAUAUGCCAUAAAUAUAUAUACACAUUAACUUACAUUGAUGGGAGUCAUAAAAUGUCAAAAGUGAAAACAAUUAUGAGCACAGUGAUUUGUAAUUUAGUGUGUAUGCCGUUUUAAGUACAUAUUGAGCUGUUAAAUGUGUGGCUUGUUUUAAGAGCAUUGAGCACAAAAAUAAGUUUGUAGACUUUGUUUUGUAUAUGGACCUAUUUGUGAGGACUACAGUCUGUCAAUUGUUUGUUUUUGUUUUCCAAUUUUACAUAUGACUGUAGCUUUCUGGGUGCAGUUAUUAUUGUUUAACAACUACACUACCCUCCACGCCCUGGGCUGCUUGAUUUUCUCAUUGUGUAAGAAAUCAAGGUGGGUUGAGUUGGGUAGGUGCCAUUAGUUUAAUGUAUGGAAAACAAACAAUGGAAAACAUGAAAAGAUAAUAAUAGGUAUACACCAUGGAAGAUGAUGUCAGGAAGCGACUGCAGGUUUUAUAAAAAAAAAAAAAAAAAAAAAAAUAGUGCCUAUGAUUUACAUAACUUACACAGUGACUAUUUUUUUUUUUGAAUGUGCAUUCAUAUUUUUGUGCCAACUGCUUGGGUUUGCCAUUUCAUGUACAUAAACAGUUAAGCUUAAGUUCUGCUUGAGGAAUUAUUUAAUUAUUUUUCUUGUAUUUUUUGUUUGUUUUUGUAAUCGCAUUAAUAAAGUUUUAAAACAGCUCUUAUAAAAAAUAAAAAAAAACAUAAUUAAACGAAAGUAAUGAAUUGGAAUAUGCGGCUUGAUAUUUGAAAGAAAAUUAAAUUGAUUGAUCUAUAACAAAUGUAUUUAUAUUCAACAUUAGUUUUUAAUUCUGCAAGGGUGUUUGGAUUGCUAAUGGCAAAAAAGACACACCAUGGACUUUAUGUAAUAAUUAUUUUAUAUAAUCACCUUUUAUAUAAUCACCAACAAUUAUUUGUCUCCUGUAAAGCCACAUUUCAUAUAAUAAAAUGAAAAAGCAUA
Molecule: messenger RNA, 5262 nt
Organism: Acipenser ruthenus (sterlet)
Lineage: Eukaryota; Metazoa; Chordata; Actinopteri; Acipenseriformes; Acipenseridae
Product: SLAIN motif-containing protein 2-like
Exons: 9
Coding region: 290-2074 (594 amino acids)
Biological process (GO): microtubule nucleation; cytoplasmic microtubule organization; positive regulation of microtubule polymerization
Cellular component (GO): microtubule plus-end
Source: RefSeq, a predicted model, not a curated record